AUGCCUCAAGGAAACAAGGGCAAGCGGCGCACUCGGAAGAAGCACCAAAAGAGCAGCAGCCCAACCCAGGAUCCCGCAGAUGUCCACGCCCCUGAGGGGGUGGAGCAGGGGGAAGGGUCCCAUCACUUGUCUCCUGUUUUUGUGGGUGCUCUCCCAAGCUCCCCUGCAGCCCAUGCUCCCCAGGGGUCUCUGAGAGGGAGACCUUUUGGCACUCCUGGGUCAGCUGGUACUGAUCCAAAUUCUGAUGCAGAUGAGGAACAAGGGGCAAGGGCCAGGCUCUCAGAUGAGGCAGGUUCUGAGAUCUUCCUGCGAGAUCCUCUCAACAGGAAGUCCAGUCACUUGGUGAAAUUCCUCCUGGAGAAGUUUAUCAACCGACAGCCCUUUACUCAUGCAGACAUGCUGAAUGUGAUCAGCAAAAAGUAUAAGAAGCACUUCCCUGAGAUCCUCAGGAGAAGCUCUGUGCGUGUUGAGCUGGUCUAUGGGCUGGAGUUGGAGGAAGUCGACCCCAGUAAUCGCUCCUAUAUCCUUGUCAACAAGCUAAGCCUCUCCAGUGAGGAUAGUCUGACUGGAGAGAGGAGCUUGCCCAAGACCGGGCUUGUGAUGACACUCCUGGCUGUGAUCUUUAUGAAGGGCAGCCGUGCCCCUGAGGAGGAGAUGUGGCAAUUCCUGAGUUCCAUGGGUGUUUAUGCUGGAAAGGAUCACCCAAUCUAUGGAGAGCCCAAGAAGUUCCUCACCCAAGAUUUGGUGGAGGAACAGUACCUGGAGUACCGCCAGGUGCCCCAUCGCAGGCCUCCAGCCUAUGAAUUUCUGUGGGGUCCCAGAGCUUAUGCUGAAACUAGCAAAAUGGAGGUCCUGGAAAUGUUGGCCAAGAUCAAUGACACAACCCCUUACUGCUUCCCUGUUCUCUAUGAAGAGGCUUUGAGAGAUCAGCAGGAGAGGGCAGAGCUCUGUGCUGUAGACUGGACUUCCACUGCAGCCAGGGCCCAGGCAGGUUCUCAGGCCAUGUCACACAGAUACUCUCACACCUAA
Molecule: messenger RNA, 1029 nt
Organism: Ochotona curzoniae (black-lipped pika)
Lineage: Eukaryota; Metazoa; Chordata; Mammalia; Lagomorpha; Ochotonidae
Product: melanoma-associated antigen B4-like
Exons: 1
Coding region: 1-1029 (342 amino acids)
Biological process (GO): negative regulation of transcription by RNA polymerase II
Cellular component (GO): nucleus
Source: RefSeq, a predicted model, not a curated record